Molecule: messenger RNA, 1011 nt
Organism: Chenopodium quinoa (quinoa)
Lineage: Eukaryota; Viridiplantae; Streptophyta; Magnoliopsida; Caryophyllales; Amaranthaceae
Product: protein FAR1-RELATED SEQUENCE 6-like
Exons: 3
Coding region: 1-1011 (336 amino acids)
Biological process (GO): regulation of DNA-templated transcription
Source: RefSeq, a predicted model, not a curated record
AUGGUAUUUAAAUCCUUUGAAGAUGUAGAAACCUACUACAAGGAAUAUGCAGAGCAGAAAGGCUUUGGAGUAACUAGAGUUUCGUCUGCAUUUUCGAAGAAUAAAAAGGAGAGGAGAGGUGCCACAUGGAAGUGUGAGUGUUGGGGCCCACCUGAUAUGAGGGCAAGGAGGGAGGCCAAGAAAAGGGCCAAGGCAAUGGAGUUGUGUGGCACAGGUGGUGUGGUUAACGGUGAAAUUGGAGAAGAUAUACUGCAGCGUGCCAAAAGAACAUCUAAGAAAUGUGAAUGUGGUGCCAUGUUAUAUGCCGGGAUUGAUAAUGAUGGGUUGUGGGCUAUAAGGAAGGUGAAAACCGAACAAGAUAACCAUACCCCCAAACCAAGUGAUGCUAAGUUGGUGAAGGAAUAUCGAAUGAAGAAGUAUACAUCCAAUGUAAGAAGGCAACUACUGAAUUUCUAUGAUGAAGGUGUUCCUGUAAGGCAAGCACAUGGGUGUAUAGCUACUGAGACUGGGGAGGAUAACCUUCCUAGUGUAAAGGACCUACAACAUGAAGUCUACAAGGAGAAGCGGUUGAAAAUGGAAGGUGGUGACGCAGCUGCAAUGAUGGCCUACUUUGAUAAGAUGCAAGCGGAUAAUCAGAAUUUCUAUCAUGCACACAGAUUAGAUGGUGAAGGCCGGUUGAAGGACGUACUGUGGGUUGACACUCGUAGUAGGGUUUCUUAUGAAGAAUUUGGCGACGUGGUUUUCUUUGAUGCCACUUACAUAACAAACAAGAAAUGGCUAUCAUGCAUGGGUGACAGACAACCGGGUGCAAUUUUGACAGAUCAAGCAGCGGCUAUGCGGAAGCCUCUGGCAGAAGUUAUGCCUAAUUCACGUCAUCGGUGGUGCAUUUGGCACAUAAUGAGGAAAAUCCCAGACAAGUUGGGGAGUUGUGAACACUAUGCAGAUUUUAAAAGUCCACUUAAGACCCUUAUAUAUGAAAGCUUCACCGUUGCUGAGUUUGAGCGUAGAUGA